This is a messenger RNA of Symbiodinium sp. CCMP2592, 768 nucleotides long. The record is from the annotation of a GenBank genome assembly. NCBI's taxonomy places the organism in Eukaryota, Dinophyceae, Suessiales, Symbiodiniaceae.
AUGGCGCGAGGGUCGUUGACGCACAGCCGCGCUGAUGCGAUGGAGGCAUGCUUCGGUGGUGCUGCAUCGAAGGUAUACAGCUACGAGUCUUGCUGUGCAUGUGGCAACGAGUAUGGCAACUCCUCAGGGCGGAGCCAUUGCUGGGUUGGACCCUUUGAUUUAUCUUACUGCUGCACCUUCUACGCCAGCAACGCGCGCCUGUUGCCCCAUUUGCCUUGCUGGCGGGACGCCGACGGUCCCAAACACCGGGUGCAGUUUGAGCUUGCUGGGAGGGAGUGGAGACUCUGGCAGAAGCCCCGGGAGCCCUUCGACACACGAGGCGUCAUGGCGCACGUGAUGUGGCCUUCGGCCUAUGCUUUGGCGGCUUGGAUGCUGGACAAGACAGGGACCGCCGUAGAUGCCAUCGAAGGAAGGCACGUCCUUGAGCUUGGCUGCGGCUUGGCGCUGCCAUCGCUGGCGGCGGCCUGGGGAGGUGCGGCCACGGCCCAAGGCACCGACAUCGACCGGGACGCGGUGCAACUGGCUCGGAGAGCUGCCCGGGCCAACCUGCCGGAGCUCUUUUUCUCGCGCUUUCGGGCGGACGUUUUGGACUUCCGGGACGCGGCGUCUUUGGCGACGGUCGCUGCGAAGCCGCCGGGGGUGGACACGGUGCUGAUUUCCGGGCAGCUCUACGAGGGAGCCCUCAGCAUUCCUCUGCUGCAUGCGCUGCAGACGCUCUGCUCCCCGGAAGCUCUGCACGGUCCUCAUGGUAUUCUGGAUCUCGAUUGA